Molecule: messenger RNA, 2847 nt
Organism: Diutina rugosa
Lineage: Eukaryota; Fungi; Ascomycota; Pichiomycetes; Serinales; Debaryomycetaceae
Gene: MIS11
Product: trifunctional formate-tetrahydrofolate ligase/methenyltetrahydrofolate cyclohydrolase/methylenetetrahydrofolate dehydrogenase
Exons: 1
Coding region: 1-2847 (948 amino acids)
Biological process (GO): tetrahydrofolate interconversion
Cellular component (GO): cytosol
Molecular function (GO): methenyltetrahydrofolate cyclohydrolase activity; methylenetetrahydrofolate dehydrogenase (NADP+) activity; formate-tetrahydrofolate ligase activity
Source: RefSeq, a predicted model, not a curated record
AUGGUUGCCCAAAUUCUCGACGGUAAGGCGGUGGCGCAACAGAUCCGCUCGGAUCUCCACCUCGAGAUCGACCAGUUCAAAGCUAAGCACGCUGACUUCGCCCCGAAGCUCGCGAUCGUCCAGGUGGGCGCCCGUCCCGACCUGACCACCUACGUGAAAAUGAAGUUGAAGGCGGCUGAAGAAGCCGGCAUCAACUGCGACAUCAUCAAUCUCCCCGAAGACACCACCGAAUUCAACGUGUUGCUGUUGGUGGCUAAGCUUAACGCCGACAUCGCCGUUGACGGUAUCUUGGUGCAACUCCCCCUCCCCAGCCACAUUGACGAAAAGAAGGUGACGCUGGCGGUGCUCACCGACAAGGACGUCGAUGGGUUCGGCCCCGAAAACAUCGGUGAGCUUGCCAAGAAGGGCGGCGAACCGCAAUUUUUGCCGUGCACGCCCAAGGGGAUCAUGGAGUUAUUGGACAACGCUGGCUGUAACGUCGCCGGCAAAAACGCCGUGGUGUUGGGCCGGUCCGACAUUGUCGGCAAGCCGGUGGCGCAGUUGUUGACGAGAGCCAACGCCACCGUCACCACCGUCCACUCGCAAACGCCGUUGGACAUGUUGCAGCUGUACGUGUCGAUUGCCGACAUCGUCAUUGCUGCCAUUGGCAAGCCUCACUUUGUCCAAGGCGACUGGAUCAAGCCCGGAGCUGUGGUGAUUGACGUCGGGACCAACUUCAUCCCCGACGCUCUGAAGAAGCUGGGCCAACGGAUGGUCGGUGACGUCGACUUCGACCUGGCGAAGGAAAAGGCGCUGUUCAUCACCCCUGUCCCCGGUGGGGUGGGGCCGAUGACGGUGGCGUGUUUGAUGGAAAACGUGGUGUUGGCGGCCAAACGCCACUACGCGCAAAACAACGUCACCCCGAAGUUCACCAACCCGCUCAAGUUGAACUUGCAGACGCCGGUGCCGCUGGACUUUGAGAUUCUGCGGGCCCAGGAGCCGAAGAAGAUCGACGCCGUCGCCAAGGAGGCGGGGGUUUUGGACCUGGAACUCGAGUUGUUUGGCCUGUACAAGGGUAAGGUGUCGCUCAAGCUUUUGGACCGGUUAAAGCACAAGCGCAAUGGUAAGUACGUGCUCGUCACUGGGAUCACCCCCACCCCCUUGGGUGAAGGGAAACUGACCACUACCGUGGGGUUGGCGCAAGCGUUGGGGGCCCACCUCAACAAAAACGUGUUUGCCAACGUUCGUCAACCGCUGAUGGGUCCCACUUUCGGGAUCAAGGGUGGUGCUGCCGGUGGUGGUUACUCGCAAGUUAUUCCCAUGGACGAGUUUAACAUGCACGUCACUGGUGACAUCCACGCCAUCACCAUGGCCAACAACUUGUUGGCUGCUGCUAUCGACACCCGGAUGUUCCACGAGUCCACGUCGAAGCUGAUUUCUGGUUUCUACAAGCGUUUGGUCCCGGCGAAGAAGGGGGUGAGAACGUUCACUCCCUCGAUGCUCAGAAGACUCAAGAAGUUGGGUAUUGACAAGACCAACCCCGACGACUUGACUGAGGAGGAAGUGGAACGGUUCGCCAAGUUGGACAUCGAUCCCGACACCAUCACCUGGCGCCGGGUGGUCGACUGCAACGACCGGUUCCUCAGAGGCAUCACCAUCGGUGAAGCCCCCACCGAAAGAGGGUUCACCCGCAACACCGGGUUCGACAUCACCGUGGCCCUGGAGUGCAUGGCGAUUCUUGCCCUUGCCAACUCGUUGGAGGACAUGCGUGAACGUUUAGGGGCGAUGGUGGUGGCGCUGUCGAAGCUGGGCGAGCCCAUCACUGCCGAGGAUAUCGGCUGUGCCGGCGCGUUGACUGCGUUGUUGAAGGACGCCAUCAAGCCUAACAUCAUGCAAACGCUCGAAGGCACCCCCGUGUUCGUGCACGCCGGUCCUUUCGCCAACAUUUCCAUCGGGGCUUCAUCGAUCUUGGCCGACAAGAUGGCACUCAAGCUUGUGGGGACUCUGGCCGACGUGCUGGAGGAAGAACAGCGGGAACAAGAAGGUUACGUUGUCACUGAGGCCGGUUUCGAUUUUACCAUGGGCGGGGAACGGUUCAUCAACAUCAAGUGCCGAUCGCUGGGACUUGAGCCCGAUGUCAUUGUCAUUGUUGCCACGGUGCGGGCGCUUAAGGUCCACGGCGGUGGUCCCGAAGUCAAGGCCGGGGCGCCGUUGGCACCCGAAUACACGCAGGAAAACGUUGAUCUUUUGCGGGCGGGGUGUUCCAACUUGGCUAAGCACAUUGCUAACGCGAAGGCCUACGGGUUGCCGGUGGUGGUGGCCAUCAAUAAGAUGUCGAGCGACACCGACCGCGAACACGAUGUCAUCCGCGAAGAGGCGCUCAAAGCGGGCGCUGACGAUGCCAUUGUGUCCAACCACUGGGAACAAGGUGGUGCUGGUGCUGUGGAUUUGGCUCAAGGUGUGAUCAAGGCGGCUAACUCACCUGAACGUAACUUCCGCUUCCUCUACGCCACCGAGGGAUCGCUGGUGGAAGACAAAAUUGCCACCAUUGCCAAAGAAAUGUACGGUGCCGGCGAAGUUGAGUUUUUGCCCGAAGCGCAAAAGAAGAUCGAUUUGUACACUCGCCAAGGGUUCCUGAACUUGCCCAUUUGUAUCGCCAAGACUCAGUACUCAUUGUCUCACGACGCCGCGCUCAAGGGUGUGCCCACUGGGUUCAAGUUCCCCAUUCGUGACGUUAGAGCUCUGAUCGGCGCCGGUUACUUGUAUGCGUUAGCGGCAGAAAUUCAAACCAUUCCUGGUUUGCCCACUCACUGUGGCUUCAUGAACGUCGAAGUCAAUGAAGACGGCGAGAUCGAUGGGCUCUUUUAA